Sander lucioperca (pikeperch) is the source of this 2255-nucleotide messenger RNA. Its product is annotated as calreticulin-like. The coding region runs from base 147 to 1406 and encodes 419 amino acids. Gene Ontology annotation, biological process: protein folding. The record is from RefSeq and is a predicted model, not a curated record. Gene Ontology annotation, cellular component: endoplasmic reticulum membrane; endoplasmic reticulum. NCBI's taxonomy places the organism in Eukaryota, Metazoa, Chordata, Actinopteri, Perciformes, Percidae. The transcript has 9 exons. Gene Ontology annotation, molecular function: calcium ion binding.
AUUGGUCCAGACACAUAAUCUUGUUGUCCAAUAGCAGGCAGACAUCUGUUCGCUGGAGCGACUCUAAAAUACACUCUUCUCUUCCUUAUCCACAAGGUAUUCAAUACUCAGCAAGGACGUUGUCAGGAGUGGAAAGUUGAGUUGAGAUGGGAAAAAUGCAAGUCUUGGGUGUAGUUUCGGUAAUAUUAGCGGUGUACUGCGUGCAUGCAAAGGUUUACUUUCGGGAGGAGUUUCUGGACGGUGAUGAAUGGAGAAGUCGCUGGGUAAACUCCAAACACAAAUCUGAUUAUGGAGAGUGGAAACUAACGGCUGGCAACUUCUAUGGAGAUGCUGAGAAAGACAAAGGUCUGCAAACAAGCCAGGAUGCUCGUUUCUAUGCUAUCUCUGCCCGUUUUGAGCCUUUCAGCAAUGAGGACAAGCCUUUGGUCAUUCAGUUUACAGUUAAGCAUGAGCAAAAGAUUGACUGUGGUGGUGGCUAUGUGAAGGUAUUCCCUGCUGACUUGGAUCAGGCUGACAUGCAUGGAGAUUCCUCAUACUACAUCAUGUUUGGCCCUGAUAUCUGUGGCUACAGCACCAAGAAAGUCCACGUCAUCUUCAAUUACAAGGGCAAGAAUCACCUCAUCAAGAAAGAGAUUAAGUGCAAGGAUGAUGAGCUGACCCACAUGUACACGCUAAUCCUGAAUCCAGAUCAGACCUAUGAGGUGAAGAUUGAUAACGAGAAGGUAGAAUCUGGCAGUCUGGAGGAUGACUGGGACUUCCUGCCACCUAAGAAAAUUAAGGACCCCGAAGCCAAGAAGCCAGAGGACUGGGAUGAUCGUGCCAAGAUUGACGAUGCUGAUGACACCAAGCCUGAGGGCUGGGACAAACCUGAAAACAUUCCAGACCCUGACGCUAAAAAACCUGAAGACUGGGAUGAGGAUAUGGAUGGAGAGUGGGAGCCACCCAUGAUCCCAAACCCAGAGUACAAGGGAGAAUGGAAGCCCAAACAGAUCGACAACCCCAACUACAAAGGACCCUGGGUGCAUCCUGAGAUUGACAAUCCUGAAUACAGUCCUGAGUCAAACAUCUACAAGUUUGACAAAGUUUCUGUUAUAGGACUUGAUCUUUGGCAGGUGAAAUCUGGUACCAUCUUUGACAACUUCCUGAUCACAGAUGAUGUAAAGGAAGCAGAAGAUGUUACAAUGGAGACAUGGGGUGUGACAAAGGAACCAGAGAGUAAAAUGAAACAGGAGCAAGAUGACCUGAAACGGAAAGAAGAGGAGGAAAAGAACAAAGAACAAGACACCGAAGUUGAUGAUGAUGAUGACGAUGGUGAAGACAUUGAUGAGGAAGAAACAAUGGAUGACAUGGAGGAGGCACUUUCAGAAAUGGAUGAUGAGGAAGCAAAGCCUAAAGAUGAGCUUUGAGGAGGUGUGGCCAGAGAUUUUUUUCUGUCCCUCCUUUAGAAACUGUCCUGUAUUUCCCAGGGGUAUUGUGGCUGCUGUGCAUCCUUUCCCUGAGAUUUGGACACAACCCAAUUUGGGGGGUUGCAGAUGUAAUGAAGGGGGGGGGCAUUAACUUGUUAAUGGACUUAGUUUCUCUUUGGUUUUAGUCAUGAUAUUACUCUGUUGCCCCUGAACUGCUGGGUUGAUUCUAAAGUUUUCCAACAAAAGUCUAUUCUUCAUUUUGUAAUAAGGGAGGCACUGACAUCCACUGUUUUCGUGAUUUUCUUGAUCUACACAUCUACUUUAUCUGCAGAUUCUCUGGCACAGGUUGCACCGCUAACCAGAAGCUGUGAGAUUUGCAGAGAAUAAGAAUUAGCCCUUCAGAUUUUUUUUACUUCCCAGGAUGAAAAUUCCUCUUGAAAACCUGGUGAAACAAAAAAUGGACAUAACUGAACGUAUAAUGCAUAAACCAUAAGACUUACUGCAUAAGAUAAUCACAAAAUACAGACAAAAGUCAAGAAUGUAAAUUUUGGUCUGUGGCACUGACUUUAUUUUCCUUUCCACACUCAAAUUCAUAAUUGAAUGAAGUGUAGACAUAUACAUUAAUAAAGCAGACAAAGUAAUCAUCUAAGUGCACAAUGAAGUUGUUUAUCUACAGUGAAGUGGCAUGAAUGUCUUCAUAGUAAUGUGAUGGAACCUGCAUUAUAUCCUGAAAGUCUGGAAAAACAGAAGGUGAGCCCCUGGUGUGACUCAUGACAUCACGUAGGGUCACACAUUUUUAUUGGACAGAAUGUUAUUGAUAUCAACAUUUUUAUUAAAAAGAUAUAAACU